Stereum hirsutum FP-91666 SS1 is the source of this 1041-nucleotide messenger RNA. RefSeq lists its product as uncharacterized. The record is from RefSeq and is a predicted model, not a curated record. The transcript has a single exon. Lineage: Eukaryota; Fungi; Basidiomycota; Agaricomycetes; Russulales; Stereaceae. Bases 235 to 495 code for a protein of 86 amino acids.
CGUACUAAGUACCACGAGCGGGCCACAAUGACUGUAACGAAGGUCGUGGAUCGGGUCCAGUCUUCAGGGACACUGCACAGAUAGAUUCGAAGACAGGACAGACGUGUCAUACGGUGUCUGAAGACUUGGAGGAGACGUACCUGCAUGGCUUAGCUCUCGAAGAGCCGGAGUGCUGGUCAAAAUAUCCCAGAGAUUCGACGGGAUAGAAAGCUUGCGCUCUUGCUAGGCCAAAAAAUGAGAAUGUCUACACAGUAUGCGCAGGAUUUCAACCCGCAUUUACAAAGCAAUCACACACCAACCCACACAUCAACAACAGCGUCCAUGGCCGCCCAUGUGCACCUCACACACCCUCCCCCUCCCACAAAAUCACUCGCGAAGAGCGAACAAAGGCAAAAAAUUCGAUGGACCACGACAGCCCAAGAGCAGUCUGAAUCGAGUUUCGCUCCCGUCACGCCAAAAGGUGAACGGUUCAACGCGAGCCGCGAAGUGAACUGAAGGAUACGCCCUUCUUCCUGUCGAACGAUCGUCCCACCUAUGCCUCCGCCCCUGCUUCUUGCGCCUGCCCCGGGACAUCCGAGCCCAACAGGCUCUCACCAAUAACACACGAAAAGUCCUAAAGGCUUGAACCCGAAAGGCUGUCUACCCCAGGGCAUCUUUAUAUCAGGCCCAGCGACAGUCUCGUUUUGAGGCUGUCAAACUGGUUCAUUGAAGCGCACCGAGCCGGCGCUGGCGGUGCGAGGCACGAAUACGGGGGCGUUGGAGAGGACAAGGACACGAACGAAAGCACGACGAAGAAGAUAGACCAUAGAUCGAACCGUCGACACGAAGGAAGCGGUUGAAAGGUCCAGGACGUACCCAGUGUCAAAAACCCUCGGCACAUUUCAACAACACCCCACCUGCGCAACUCCCUCCCCAGUUUGUGUGCUCAAGGCAUCGGAUCUUCGGGUGACCGUACGGUCAUAAGCUGCUAGGAUUCCCUCCUAGGAUUGGAAGGGCGUGAUAUUUCUGGUAUGCCGCUCGGGUCGUUAAACACCGGGUCCU